AUAGACUUUUUAGGGUUCUUAUUUAUUAUUCUACACAAAAUCCAAAAACCUGUCCCUCAGUCCCAGCUGCCGCAGGCCAUCUUGCUUUUUUUAUAAUAAUUUGCCAGGAUGUCGGAGGGUCAAGAAACGGAUAAGAACAUUGAGAUUUGGAAGAUCAAGAAGCUUAUAAAGGCACUGGAAGCUGCUAGAGGUAACGGCACCAGCAUGAUUUCCCUUAUCAUGCCUCCUCGUGAUCAGAUUUCUCGAGUCACCAAGAUGCUCGGUGAUGAGUUUGGAACUGCUUCAAACAUCAAGAGCAGGGUGAACCGUCAAUCUGUUUUAGGUGCCAUUACAUCUGCCCAACAGAGACUUAAAUUAUACAGCAAGGUCCCUCCCAAUGGACUCGUGCUUUACACUGGAACCAUAGUUACAGAUGAUGGGAAAGAGAAAAAAGUUACAAUUGACUUUGAGCCAUUCAAGCCUAUUAAUGCUUCCCUUUAUCUAUGUGAUAACAAGUUCCAUACAGAAGCUCUGAACGAGCUAUUAGAAUCUGAUGCCAAAUUUGGUUUCAUCAUCAUGGAUGGUAAUGGGACCCUUUUUGGUACGUUAAGUGGAAAUACAAAGGAAGUGCUGCACAAAUUCACAGUCGAUUUACCAAAAAAGCACGGCAGAGGAGGUCAAUCAGCUCUUCGGUUUGCACGUCUUCGAAUGGAAAAGCGUCACAACUAUGUGAGAAAAACGGCUGAGCUUGCGACACAGUUUUUCAUUAAUCCUGCUACCAGUCAGCCUAAUGUUGCUGGACUUAUACUUGCGGGGUCUGCUGAUUUUAAGACUGAGUUGAGCCAGUCUGAUAUGUUUGAUCCUCGUCUGCAAGCUAAGAUUUUGAAUGUUGUAGAUGUCUCUUAUGGAGGUGAAAACGGCUUCAAUCAGGCCAUCGAACUGUCAGCAGAAAUUCUUGCUAAUGUGAAGUUUAUUCAAGAGAAGCGUUUGAUUGGAAAGUAUUUUGAAGAGAUUAGUCAAGAUACUGGGAAGUAUGUAUUUGGUGUGGAUGAUACACUGAAAGCCUUAGAGAUGGGUGCUGUUGAAAUUCUCAUUGUGUGGGAGAACCUGGACAUAAACCGUUACAUGCUUAAGAAUACCACCACAGGUGAAAUUGUCAUAAAGCAUUUGAACAAGGAACAGGAGGCUGAUCAGAGUAACUUCAGAGAUGCAGACACCAAUGCUGAGCUGGAAGUUCAAGAGAAGUUGUCAUUGCUUGAGUGGUUUGCUAAUGAAUACAAAAAGUUUGGAUGCACGCUCGAGUUUGUGACAAACAAAUCUCAAGAAGGUUCACAAUUUUGUAGGGGGUUUGGUGGUAUAGGUGGCAUACUUAGGUACCAGCUUGACAUUCGGUCUUUUGAUGAACUUUCUGAUGAUGAAGCAGCAUAUGAAUCAGAUUAGCAAUCAACCACUUCGCACCUGCUGGUGCAAGGGGAUGUGGCUGAUAGCCAGCACCAGGGCACUCUUCAAGUGACUGACCGGGGCAGCCUUCAAGUGACUGAUCGGGGCUCAAUGAGGUCUAAUGAAGGUUUUGAAGUGGCUAAUCGAGCUGGAAGGAGUUCUCAAGUAGGGUUUGAAGCCGCUAAUCGAGCUUCAAGGAGUACACAAGCAGGUUUUCAAGCAGCCAUUCCAACUUCAACUGGUUCUUAUGAAGGUGGAAUCAGAACGACCAAUGAUGAAUCACACCACACCCCCCACAACUAGAAGCGGUUGUUGCAGUGAAUGAUUCUCAACAUUUUAUUGAUCGAUUCAGUAUACUGUUGAUUGUGGAUCUGCAUUCUGAGCUUUGGCUUGAACAUUAUUUGAUCUAUCAUGGUCUUGGUUUGGGAGGGAUGCCAGGUCGUCUCCUAAAUUAGAGAUUAUUAUGAACCUGUGUGCCGUUUAUAUUCCCAUGACUUGGGUUUUAUUUUGAUUUGCUUUGGAACUUUUAUUUUACCAGACAUAAUUGUGGGUUUUAUAUCAUGGAAAAGCUUUUGUUCUUA
This is a messenger RNA of Erigeron canadensis, 2000 nucleotides long. RefSeq names its product eukaryotic peptide chain release factor subunit 1-3. The transcript is spliced from 3 exons. Lineage: Eukaryota; Viridiplantae; Streptophyta; Magnoliopsida; Asterales; Asteraceae. Gene Ontology annotation, molecular function: sequence-specific mRNA binding; translation release factor activity, codon specific. Gene Ontology annotation, biological process: cytoplasmic translational termination. The coding region runs from base 109 to 1419 and encodes 436 amino acids. The record is from RefSeq and is a predicted model, not a curated record. Gene Ontology annotation, cellular component: translation release factor complex; cytosol.